GGAGUGGCUUUUUGUUUAGCGUUUUGAAGGGGUAAUUUAGCCGGCUCCAACCUCGGGAGCCGCCAGUUACUGGCCUGUUCCUUCAUUCAUACAUUCAUUCAGUCACUCGGCCUCUCAUUCAGUAGCACACGUUGAGGGAUUACAGCAAUGAUCCCACGUUGAGCGUUCAUUCUAAGAGCUGUUUAUAGAUUAUCUCGUUGAACCCUUGACAGCAAUCCCGUGACACAGGGACUAACAGCACCAGUCUGACGGUUGAAAAACAGGCCAGGGGAAAAAAAUUCUCUAAGCUGGUGAUUUUACAUUCUUUGACAAACUUCAAUAGCAACAGGCAGCGAUACCCCUUUAAGCAAAUUCCAAGGAAAAGACCUCAUUUUAAAAUUCCCACCUCUGGCUCCCAAGGAUUGGUUUGCAAACUUCGACAAAAUACUCUUCUCCACUCGCUAUUGAAGACAAUGAAUGUAAAACUAUGCAAGAAUCACAGGAAACCCACAUAUCCAACCACCUAGAUGAAGUUGUUGCUGCUGUUAGCAUCACUAAUAGUAAGAAGUUCCAAAACAAGCUGCCUCAGACAGCACUAUUCCAGCCUCCUCGAGAGAAACUCCACCUCUGUGAAGAGAAAGCAAAGUCUUAUUCCAACAGUCACGAAUACAAACAGGCCGUCCACGAGCUUGUGCGUUGCGUAGCACUGACAAGAAUUUGCUAUGGAGACUCACAUUGGAAACUAGCAGAGGCACAUGUUAAUCUGGCUCAAGGCUACCUCCAGCUGAAAGGACUGUCACUGCAAGCGAAACAACAUGCAGAAAAAGCCAAACAAAUCCUCGCCAACUCCAUUGUGCCUCCCUAUAACGAGAAUACAGAUGUUUUCAAGUUUUCCAUUGAGCUUUUCCAUACCAUGGGCAGAGCUUUACUCUCCCUUCACAAUUUUAAGGAAGCUUCAGAGAAUUUGACAAAAGCAGAGAGACUUUCAAAGGAGCUGCUACAAUGUGGAAGGAUUAUAAAGGAAGAAUGGAUAGAAAUUGAAGCACGGAUCAGAUUAUCAUUUGCACAGGUGUGUCAAGGUCAGAAAAAAUCAAAAGAAGCUUUGUCCCACUAUCAAGCAGCUUUGGAAUAUGUUGAGAUCAGUAAAGGUGAAAAAAGUCAUGAGUGUGUACCCAUAUUGAGAGAAUUAGCAGGUGUAGAGCAAGCCCUGGGACUCCACGAUGUAUCCAUUAACCACUUCCUCCAGGCACAUCUCAUCAUCCUGAGUAGAAGCCCCUCUCAAGUGGAGGCAGCAGACUCCGCACACAUCGUCGCCCACGCUGCUGUCGCUUCAGGGAGACACGAGCACCAUGAUGUAGCUGAGCAGUAUUUUCAAGAGAGCAUGGCUCAUCUUAAAGAUUCUGAAGGGAUGGGAAGAACCAAAUUUCUUUCAAUUCAAGAUGAAUUUUGCCAUUUUCUACAAAUGACUGGACAAAAAGAGAGAGCAACCUUGAUCCUGAGAGAGUCCCUGGAAGCCAAAGUGGGAGUAUUUGGCGAUUUCAGUCCCGAGGUGGCAGAGACAUACCGGCUCCUGGGAGGAGCAGACCUGGUGCAGGGGAACCACAGUGAGGCCCACAAGAAACUGAAGAAGUUGUUGUGGAGAAGGAUGAUGGUACCUUGCUCCAGUACAGUGGCCAAGGGAUGGAACAAAGUCGUGGGGCAGUCGAGGGAUGUCGAUAAGGACAUAGAACCCAUGGGACUUGGCAACCUAGAGUGUCUCCAGAUCCAGACCCUCUUAUACGGACCACAGGACAAAAGGACUCUAGCCACCCAGCAGGCCAUGGGCAUCUUCUCCACGGCCCCCAAGGUUGCUGCGAAGCCAAGGCAGGCAUCGAAAGCCAAAGUGGUCCUCUGCACCAGCAUCCCUCAGGACACCAUGCUGGCGAAGGCCCGGCCCGGCACAACAGCAGACUGACACCCCCACCCUGAAAAAGCCUAGGACAUUCCUGGGCACUGUCAUUUAGGGUGCUGUAUAAAUCUGUCUCCACCUAGAAAAUGGAAUUCAACAGUCAGGAUACAGACUUCCAAGGCCAACUGCUGGCCCCAACGUGCAACAGUGAGACCGUAAGCCUCCCAUUGGCCACAUUUUGACAGUGGAUGCCCUUCAGGGUGAUAUAUGCUAUAAAGCAGUUUUCUUUCUAUCACCUAAGUGGUUUUUCUUGCCAACAAAGAAUUUUUACCCAUCAGCACUACUGUGGCUGAAAAACUUCUCUUCAAAAGUUUGGUGCACCCUGUGCAGGAGUCAGCCCGACAUCUGCUUGUACACACAGCUCCUUGCAUAGGUCUGGAAUCAGAUCUGGAACAGUGAAAUUCAAGAAGGAAGCCCUUUCUUAUAGGAGGCUAAUAGGGAUUGAGAAUAACAUGAGAAGAAAAUGCUAAUAAAGGGAAACCUGAACGCGCUGGUGUCAGCAUGUGUCUUCAAAGUGCAGCCUGCCUCAGAGUUCCUUGAAGCCUGAAAAGGGGUUUGGGAAAGAGCCCAGUAGGAGGGGCAGGAGGCCAACACACCUGACUUGGCCUGGGUCCAGGGGGGAAGGUAUAAGGGAGUGAAAAGAAAGGCUAGCAGGAGGCUGCCAGGGGAGGACCGCAGACUCCCUGCUGCUUCGCAUCCCUCCUGUGGCCUCCACUGCAGGCAGGACAAACCUGGACGCCACCUGGAGCUGCUUCCUGAGUUGGCACACUAUCGUGUACACAGUAGUCUUCAGCCUCCUGGAAGGAGGCCAUAGUCGUGUGAGGAUGGCAAAGUCGAACAGGAAGCUUUGAGCGCCUUUCUCCACGAUGUCAACAAGAAGAUCCAGUGCCAGAUCGAGGUGGACUGAACACACAGGGGUAGGGGUGCAGGUGUAGGCAGUGCCGUCCCUUCCCCUCCCUCCCCUAUGGCCAUGAGGCUGCAGGCCAGUGCUAAGAUGACAGCAGACUGCAGCACAGGGCCCUCCCCUCCAGCCCCCAGUGGGACAUCCGAACCACCCUGGGGCCAUUUGUGCAGGGCACCACCUCCAGUAUUGAUGGGGAAAAGAAACUUAAUAGAGCCAUGACAGGGUGGAGAGAAGCAGGGUCCACUGUCUUCCUCAGGAGCGUGACAGCUGACCCUGCAGACCAUGCUUGCUGGUACACACUGGUCCCACACCCAGGCCUGUCGGACAUCAGCAGUGUGCUAAAAAGGUGUAAGAUGUGGUCAUUACUCACCGUGUCUCCUAUCUAGUUGACAUGGGUGAAGUCUGCUAAGGGGUGAAUGUUCAUAUGCUCCCAAUCCACAUUGAAGCCCUAAUCCCCAAAGGGAUGGUACUAGAGGAUGGGGCCUUGGAGAGGUGAUUAGGUUAUGAGGGUGGAGCCCUGAUAAAUGGGAUUAGUGCUUUAUAAGAAGAGACACCAGAGAGAUGAUCUCUCUUUCCACCAUGUGAGGACACACUGAGAAGGCAGCCAUCUGCAGGCCAGGAAGAGAGCCCUCACCAGGAAGUGAAUCUGUUGGCACCUUGAGACUUCCCAGCUUCCAGAACUGUAAGAAAUAAAUGUUUGUUGUU
Messenger RNA from Macaca mulatta (Rhesus monkey), 3536 nucleotides. NCBI's taxonomy places the organism in Eukaryota, Metazoa, Chordata, Mammalia, Primates, Cercopithecidae. The record is from RefSeq and is a predicted model, not a curated record.